AUGGAGAUGGUGGGGCUGGAGCUCUUGUCCUGCAAGGAGAGGCUGCAGGGCCGGGGCUGGUUCAGCCGGGAAGAGGGGCGACUGGGAACACCCAACAGUGGCCGUGGACAUUACAUUUCUGUGGAUACAUCUUAUGAGGGUGAGAAAGCAGUGCUGUCCAGCCCUGAGCUGUACUCUGAGGAGUGGAGCUGUGUCAGACUGAUUUAUCAGAUAGCAACGACUUCAGAGGCUUCACCUGAUCCCGCCAGGCUCAACCUGUACCUGAGGCAGGAAGGAGAGAGCUUUGACCGUUUGCUGUGGUCAGCCGAGGAGCCUUCAGACAGCUGGCUCAUAGCUAGCUUAGAUUUAACGAACAGCACAAAGAAGUACAAGAUUGUACUGGAAGGUGAAAUGAGACAAGAUAAAUCUGCCAGUAUAGCAGUUUUUGAAAUUAAAAUAACGCCUGGGUAUUGUAUCGAAUGUGACUUUGAAGAAAAUCAUCUUUGUGGCUUUGUGAACCGCUGGAACCCCAAUGUCAACUGGUUUGUUGGUGGAGGGAACAUUCGCAAUUCUCAGUCUAUCCUGCCCAAAGACCACACACUUAACAGUGAACUGGGUCACUACAUGUAUGUGGACUCUGUUUACGUCAAACAUUUUCAGGAAGUGGCCCAGCUAAUCUCACCGAAGACCACAGUCCCCAUGUCUGGCUGCUUAUCUUUUUAUUAUCAACUUAAGCAGGAGAGUAGCAUUGUUUUUACUGUUUACUUGAGAGACACAAGUGGCUUUUAUGAAGAGAUCUGGAAAACAGACAGUGCACUGAGCGCAGACUGGGCGCUAGCAGAAGUUGACUUCAGUGCGCCAUACCCCAUGGAGGUAAUAUUUGAAGUUGCUUUCAAUAGUGCCAAGGGAGGUUAUGUUGCCCUUGAUGACAUUUCUUUCUCUCCGGUUUACUGCAGCAAUCAGACAGGACCUCCUUUCAAUCCUGCUGAGGCAGGCUGCAAUUUUGAGGAAGAUCUGUGUAAUUUUUACCAGGAUCACAAAGAUGACCCAGGAUGGAGCAGAGUGAAAGUGAAGCGUAACGUGUAUAGAGCAGGAGAUCACACUACGGGAUUUGGUUAUUACUUGUUGGCGAACACAAAGUUUACAUCGCAGCCUGGGUACCUUGGACGUCUGUAUGGCCCGACCCUGCCAGGAAACUUGCAGUUUUGUCUGCGUUUUUAUUAUGCCUUAUAUGGGUUUUUCAAAAUGAGUGGCACUCUUGCUGUUUAUAUCUUUGAGGAGAAUCAUGUUGUUCAAGAGAAAAUCUGGUCUGUCUUGGACUCUCCAAAGGGAGUUUGGACUCAAGCUGAAAUCUCCUUCAAAAAGCCCAUGCCUUGCAAGGUUGUCUUUGUCAGCUGGUGCAAAAGCUUCUGGGACUGUGGACUUGUAGCACUGGAUGAUAUAUCAUUCAGCCUGGGAAGCUGCCAGGCUGCUGAUCUAUUGCUGACCAAUCCUGGAGAGUGUACUUUUGAAAAAGAUGAGUGUGUGUUUACCCAGAAGAAGAGAGGUCGUGGGAGUUGGCACAGAAGGAGGGGUCCAACUCCCACUUCUUACACCGGACCGAAAGGAGACCACACUACUGGGGUAGGAUACUACAUGUAUAUAGAGGCAUCCAACAUGGUCUAUGGACAGAGAGCAUACCUAGUUUCAAGAUCACUAAGAGGAAGUGGAAAACAGUGCUUGACAUUUUUCUAUCACAUGUAUGGAGCUGGGACUGGAUUAUUAAGUGUUUAUCUAAAAAAGGAAGGUGAUGAUGAAGAGAUUCCUUUGUGGAGGAGGACAGGGGAACAAAGCAUCUCAUGGUUAAGGGGACUGAUAGAAUAUGAAAGCGAUAGAAACUACCAGAUUAUUUUUGAGGCAAUCCGUGGUGUGUCAAUGAGAAGUGACACUGCUAUUGAUGACAUUCUGUUCCAGGCAGGACCCUGUUUAGUAUUUCCCCCUUCUUUGUAUUCUAGAAGUGGAAGAAAUUCAAUUCUCAUCAGGCUAUCCCGACAACUUAAAUGAAAUUGAGUAUUAAAUACAGUCUCCUGAAAGGAAUGAAGUGUGUAGAAGAUUUGUGUGUGAGAAACUGCACAAACUGCCUAUUUUAAAAUAUUUUUUAAGUAAAUACUGGACUGGUUUGAAUAUACACCAAUAUAUAGGAAGAACUCAGAGCACUCAUGUUCCUUGCCUUUGCAAUGAAAUUAUCGACUCAGGGCUUCUUAGACUGUUUUUUUUCUCUUUUGCAUGAUAUAUCAGUUAUUAUAUAAAGGCUUCCCAUUUUGCACAGAUCAGUCAUUUUAAUGCUUUCUUUUUUUCUUUUUUUUUUUAACCUUUCUGGUAUAUAGUUAAAAAGAAGAAAGUAAGGGUGCACAAUUAAGAUCCAAUAUUGUGUUAUUUUAAAUCUGCAUUCAGUGAAUGUUUUGUG
This is a messenger RNA of Haliaeetus leucocephalus (bald eagle), 2425 nucleotides long. It is a transcript of the gene MAMDC2, whose product is annotated as MAM domain containing 2. Lineage: Eukaryota; Metazoa; Chordata; Aves; Accipitriformes; Accipitridae. The record is from RefSeq and is a predicted model, not a curated record. The transcript is spliced from 13 exons. The coding region runs from base 1 to 2022 and encodes 673 amino acids. Gene Ontology annotation, cellular component: membrane.